CAUACAGCAAUCUUCUGGUUUAUCCUCUGCAAGUCAUUAUAUGUCAGUAGCAGAGGAAACAAUAGCAGCCUACACCUGUUUAUUAUUGCAGAAAAUUAAGAAAAGAAAGAUAGAGAGGAAAAGGAAAAGUGAGAGGGGCACAGAUGGAGAGGAGAAAGUAAAGAGGUGGGUGACGGGGGUGGAGAAAGAGGGGGAUCAGAGGGAGGAGGGGGAGUCAGACAGUCGGGGUGAGGAGGAGGAGGAGGAGCAGGAAGAAGAGGACGACGCCAAUUCAGACUAACAGAGCAGACCCCCGGUGGAUCACGGAGCUGCUGCAGCCGGAACCCCUAGCAGCACACCCGGAGUCAUGGCCGACGAAAGCACCCGAUCCACGGCCUGCACCGGCUCCAGCCUCCUGCAGCCGGUCAGCGAGAUGACCAACCUGCCGCUGGAUCAGGUGAACUUUGUGGUGUGUCAGCUUUGUGCUCUGAUCUCAGCCUUCUGGUUUCGGAUCUUCCUCCAUCCUAGUAAAACCAGUCCUUUCAUCAGACAUGUGGUGGCGACUGUGUUGGGGCUCUACUUUGCCCUGUUCUGCUUCGGCUGGUACGCGCUUCACUUCUUGCUUCAGAGUGGACUCACCUACGGUAUCAUGAUCCUGACCGGAGUCGAGCACAUGCAUAAGUAUUGCCUCGUGGUGGCGCUCAGUUACCUGAGUCUGUGCCAGAUCACUCGAGUCUACGUCUUUGACUACGGCAUGUACUCCGCUGACUUCACUGGUCCCAUGAUGGUCAUAACUCAAAAGAUCACAAGCCUGGCCUUUGAGAUCCAUGACGGAAUGGCUCGAAAGGAGGAACAUCUGACUGCAGGACAGAAGAUUUUAGCCAUAAGGCAGAUGCCGAGCCUUCUCGAGUAUUUUAGCUACAACUGUAACUUCAUGGGGAUUCUGGCCGGUCCAACCUGCUCCUACAACGACUACAUCGCCUUUAUCGAGGGAGAACCACGUCGCCACAGAGAACUAGAGGCUGACAAGCAGUCCAAGAGCAGACUGAGGCAGGACGAGCCAUCACCAAACGUGGAGGUGGUCCGUAAAGUGGCCACCUCUUUUUUUUGCCUCCUGGUCUUCCUGUCGGUGUGUAAAGUAUUUCCUGUGGAACGAAAUAUUGAUGCCGAUUUCAUCGCCAACACGCCGUUCUAUGCUCAGGUGGUCUACCUGUACGUCUCCAUGCUGACCACCCGACCCAAGUAUUACUUUGUUUGGACGCUCGCUGAUGCUAUCAACAAUGCUGCUGGUUUUGGUUUUAACGGCUAUGACAGUAACGGCGCUCCCCGCUGGGACCUGAUCUCCAACCUGAGGAUACUAAACAUUGAGUUUGCUACCAGUUUCAAAGUUUUUCUUGACAAUUGGAACAUUCAGACGGUGCAAUGGCUCAAAAGGGUGUGUUACGAGCGAUGUCCCUACCACCCAACAGCAGCCACAUUCAUCCUGUCCGCCAUGUGGCACGGGGCCUAUCCAGGAUACUACCUUACCUUCCUGACUGGCAUCGUUGUCACGCUGGCAGCCAGAGCGGUGAGACACAAAGUACGGCCACACUUCCUGCAUUCUGCAGCCCACAAACUGCUGUAUGAUGUCAUUACGUGGGCAGCCACUCAGAUCGCCAUCUGCUACACGGUUGUGCCUUUUGUCCUGCUGUCUGUGGGCCCAUCAUUAAAGUUUUACAGAUCGUGGUACUUCAGCCUCCACAUCAUGUGCAUCGUCCUGGCUGUAGUGAUGCCGGUCAAACCUAGACAUCUGCGCCUCAAAGAGCAGCAGAAAAGCUGCUCCCAGGAUCCAGACCUGAAACUCCUGGAGGCUGCAGACACCACCUACAGUCACAAAGAGAAAACCUCAUGAGGCAACGGUCAGAAAUAUCUGUACAUUUUCAGGAACUUGUGUGGGAGGAUGUGAAGCUGCACAUACCGAGGGAUGCUCCUGCUGGACUAGGUACAGAAAAAAAUGGCCAAACCUAAUUAAUUUGGAUUCAGUGGGAGAUGUAAGUGAAAGCAGGCUCUGGGUUUCAUUUUUUUAUUUCAGAGAAUCAUGACUGCCAGAAAUGACAGCGGAGAGACUCAGAAAAACCUGCCAUGUUUAAGAAUAUCAAUACCUAAAGUGAGUUUACAGAAGAGAGCUGCGUGUGAUCAGUGCAAACUGCCUGAAGUACCACGAUUUUAAACAGACUCCCUUUUCUUACCUGUCAGACGUCUGUGGAUUAAGGAGGGAAAUAUAUGAUUAAAUAAAAAGUAACAAUUAUGAAAAGCUGGAUUAUACAAGUUGAUGACAAAAUGGGUUGCGUGAAUAAAAGUCAGACAGAAUAAAAUAAAGUUUUUAAAUAUUUUAAAGAAGUUAGUUUUGGAAAAAGUGCCAAUGUUUGUUCACUCAGUCACCUUAUUUGUUCUUAAAAAAAGAAAAAAUUUUGCCUCUGCAGGAGAACUAUUAACUGUCUCGAUGUGUUUACACUUGUGGGUUUGGUUUAAAGUUCUUACUGAUGUGUUUCAUUCCAAAAAGAAGACGUGGUCUGAUAAACAAACUAAACAGCUUUACUAAACCUUUCAAAAUUAGCUGAUAAUUAUCUGCAUGGAGCUCAGAUUGGAUAUCAGUUUAAGGGGAUAUUUCAUUAUUUGGACACAUUUUCCUUUCUAAUUGGGGUAGAGCUUGUUGCUCAAGAUGGUAAUAUUUAGUUUGUUCACAGCUCACUAUUUGUCACGCCAAUCAGACUCAGUCUCAUUACUUCAUUUAGCUCAGACACUUGGAAAAAAAUUGCUUGGUCUUGCAGCUUAUUAUUGUGGGUAAAACCAUAGACAUAGAAGAGUAUUCACCACAGGUCAACGUAACAGACUUAUGAGUGGCAUUUUUAAAGGUUUUUAUAGCACAUAUAGUAGACUUAAUAAAGUUUGAUUAUUAUGACUAAAACUAAAUUAAUAAAUGGUUUGGUAUAUUUUCUGAGGUUAAUAAAGGUGGGUUUAAAGUUAUUUUAGGUUUAUGUUUUGUAGUGGCUAAACGCUUACUUUAAUUUCAAGGUAUUUUGUCUGUGAUUGCCGUUAUUAUUGCUAAAUGAGUGUGUAUUAUUGUCUAUAAAACUAUUUAAUUAGUAACUUUGCUAAAGGUAAAUUUGAGCACUUUUAUUUUGAAAAUUCAGAUUGCAUGCAUAGUUGUAGUAAUUAUCUAGGAGAACGUGCCCCUCAUAAUACUAUUACGACCAGAGACAGAGGACCCAAAUUCAGUCAAACACAAAGUGAAAAGUUAAAAGGUUUAUUUAGCAAAACAGGAUCAGGAAACAGGAGACCAGCAGUCAGCUACCACGAAUCACUGAGGACAGAGAGGCAAGUUAGUGGCUGAAUAACACUCAGACUUGAACAGAGUUAAGUAAAGCCACUAACCUUCUCAGUCUGGGAAAGAGGUGCGGAAACCAGUAGAGGAUGUGAACCAGAUCUUCAGGGGAAUCAGCUGAAGCUGUAGCAGGAACACAGAGAGUUGUGAUUGUCCUCUUGACAAUUAUUCCAGCCAGGUUUGAGAGCCAGUCAGGCUCAGGCUGAAUAAACCAGUGGCUUGGCUGGGGCGUAAAUCCGUGGACAGAAACAGGGUCGAGUUCCAGAGCUGGAGGUGUCAGACAAGGGGCAGGCUGAGGCAUGAACCAGAUGCAGAAAACAGACUCGUUAUCCAGGAUUCAAUCAGUCCGACAGGGGGCAGGCCAGAGAGCAAAAUCCGUGAGGCUAGGCAAGGUCAUAGAAGGAGAUCAGGCUGGAAGGAACGCUGGAUAACUACUAACAAAAUGCUUCCAAAAAUCUGGCACCGUCUGCCUGUCAGAGCUGUAUAUAACUAGAGCUCCACAGGUGUGUGGCAUGACGGUGAUUGCGCUGCAGCGCAGCAGCAGACAGGUGAAGCAGAUGAGUUGAUUGCAUGGAUGAGAGCAGAGCAGGCAGAUGGGCCAGAAUCAUAAUAGCAACCCCCUUCAAGGUCCGGCUCCGGACAGACCCCGAGGCUGAUCAGGAUGGAGGCGGUGGAAAUCCUGAAUGAGGGUCUCCGACGGUUAGCUGUACGAGUCGCACCUCCGACAUCCUGAUCAACGAUCUUCUUGCCUUUCUCCCUAUGCGUUGACAUCUGGGUACGGACCAUCUGCAACGUCCUGCUGAUACCAGGGUGACAGAACAGACGAGAGUUAAUGCAUGAUGCAUGUAUCCUGGGUACGAGGCGCUCCGGGACAAAACACCGGUCAGGCAGACAUGAAGCUGGGACAGGGAGGUCUUUGGUGGCGUCUCUGACCUCUUCUUCCAACUCCAACAUGGUGACAGAUAGUCUUACUGAUUCCGGGAGAAUGAACUCAUCCUCCCCGGUGGCCUGUGAUUCAGUGGGUUCCUGUAUUCUAGACAGGGUGUCAGGUUUGCCAUUCUUGACUCCUGGUCUGAAAGACAGAGAGAAGUUGAACCUUCCAAAAAAUAGAGCCCACCUAGCCUGCCUGGGAUUGAGGUGUUUUGCUGAUCUCAGGUACUCCAGGUUAUUAUGAUCAGUUCAAACAAGAAACGGUUCUUUAGCCUCCUCUAAUCAAUGCCUCCACUCCUCGAGAGCUAACUUGACUGCCAGCAGUUCUCGGUUCCCCACAUCAUAAUUGCGUUCAGCUGGAGACAAAGUCCUAGAAAAGAAGGCACAUGGGUGAAUACGAUCAGCAUAACUUCUUUGGCUUAGGACUGCUCCAACCCCAGUGUUCGAGGCGUCAACCUCUACAAUGAACUGUUUUUCGGGGUUAGGGGACCGAAGAACAGGAGCUGACGUAAAUAGGUUCUUAAGCUUGACAAAAGCCUUUUCUGCCAUCUCGUUCCAGACAAACUUGACUUUUGAAGAUGUGAGGGUGUUGAGAGGGACUGCUACUAUGAAACGUUUGUAAAAGUUAGCAAACCCCAGAAACCUUUGUAGCUUCUUGCGAUCGGUAGGAGAAGGCCAUUCCAAGACCGCCUUGACUUUGGAGGGGUCAACAAUGACUUGGUCAUGAGAGAUAAUGAAUCCGAGAAAUGAGGUAGUGGUUGUGUGAAACUCACAUUUUUAUGCCUUAACAAACAGAUGAUUUUGAAGAAGGUGAAGGAGAACGGCCCUAACAUGACUUCUGUGAGUUUCCAGGUCCUGGGAAUAAAUCAGAAUGUCGUCAAGGUAAACAUAAACAAAUUGUCCAACCAUGUCCCUCAGGACAUCAUUCACCAAUGCCUGAAACACAGCAGGGGCAUUGGUUAAACCAAAAGGCAUCACACAAUACUCGUAGUGAUCAGUGGGGGUGUUGAAUGCCGUCUUCCAUUCGUCCCCCUCCUUGACGCCGAUCAGAUGGUAAGCGUUUCUCAAGUCUCGCUUGGUGAAAAUCUUGGCUCCUUGAAUUUAGUCAAAAGCAGUGUUCAUGAGUGGUAGAGGGUAUCGGUUCUUGAUGGUGAUGUCGUUUAAACCCCUUUAGUCAAUGCAUGGUCUCCUUCUUUCCCACAAAGAAGAAGCCUGCCCCUGCUGGAGAAGAAGAAGGUCGAAUUAUUCCCGCUUUAAGUGAUUCUUCAACGUACUUCCUCAUGGCUUGAUGUUCAGGUCCGGACAAAGAAUAAAGUCGGCCCCUGGGAGGAGAUGUGCCAGGAAGGAGCUCAAUGGCAUAGUCAUAGGGUGUGUGAGGUGGAAGUGCCGUGGCCCUGGACUUGUUGAAGACCUCCUUGAGUGCAUGAUAUUCGGGAGGCACUUUAGACAAAUCAGGGUACGUUUCCUCAAUGUCGUUUUCAGGAAGAUUAUCUGUGGUGGCAGAUGACAGACAUGUGGCCGAGCAGGACCUAGCCCAGCCCAGAAUUUCCUUGGCUUGCCAAUCAAUAUGGGGGUUGUGCUUUUGUAAACAGGAGGCCCCUAGAACAAUGGGUAGUUUUGGCGAGUUGAUGAUCCUGAAAGUCACUUCAUCCAAAUGACUGCCCCCCAGUGUGAGUUUGAUUACCUCUGUUUUGUAGUGUGAACUGUUGAUGCUAUGACCGUCUAAAGCUGGAACAUUACGGGUGUCAGACGUGGGAAUGAGGUUGAUGUCAUGGUCCCUGGCGAACGACUCAUAAAUUCUAUGUCCGCCCUGAGUCAAUGAACACUGACACCUGAUGAGAAGUAGAAGACACUUGAAUGGUUGCAGGAAAUGAGCAUAAGGAGACAGACAGUUGGCUUCGGCUCAGAGAGUUCUCCUCACCUCUACUGAGCCUGGACUUUUUAACGGACACUUUAACGCAACAUGACCCUGUCCCCCACAAUAAAAACACGAGUUGUUUUUCCUUCGUCGAGCACGCUCCCCCACAGAAAUCUUCAAUCGCCCCAACUGCAUGGGCUCAUGGUCAGAACCGUGUUCAGAAGGGGGCGGAAGACCCUUGGGUUCUAGGUGGGGAACAGGACUGUGAGCUGAAGAGAAUUUAACCUCCCUAUGACGCCUCUCCCUCCUCCUUUCUGUGAGCCGUAAAUCAAUACGGGUUGCCAGGUCUUCGAGUUGGUGAAGAGAGGCAGGGUAAUCAAGGGUAGCCAGUUCAUCCUUGAUGUUCUCAUUGAGACCUUGCAUGAAAGCAUCCAUUUGAGCAUGUUCGUUCCAAUAACUGUCAGCUGCCAGCAAAUGAAAGUCAAUAAUAUAUGUUGUGAUGCUUCUCUCUCCCUGUUUUAUCGAGAGUAAACCUCUGGCAGCUUCACGACUAGGAAGAACUGGGUCAAAAACCCUGAUGAGCUCCUUGGAGAAUGCAGCAUAAGAAGCACACGUGACUGAAUCAUUCUGCCACUCAGCAGUGCCCCAUUAGUUAGCCUUUCCAGAGAGCAGGGAAAUAACAAACGCCACCUUAGAGCCCUCAGAAGGGAACAAAGAAGGCUGAAGCUCAAAAUGAAUCUCACAUUGUGUAACAAAAGCACAGCACUGGUCAGGAUCUCCCCUUAAACAACUCAGGAGGCGUGAGUCUAAGUUCUCUUACCACAGCGGGUAGAUCAAGAACUCUGGUGGAGACAGGCUGUGAGGAUGCUAGCGUGGAGGCGGGAGUUAUGGAGCGUAGCAUAGAAAUAAUUUCCACCAUGCCGGAACGAGAUAGGCAAUGGAAUGUUCCACACUAGUGCGUCACUGUUGUGCUGGCGAUGGGUCCAUCUUUUGGCCAGAUUUUACUACUACGACCAGAGACAGAGGACCCAAAUUCAGCAGUUGUGAUUGUCCUCUUGACAAUUAUUCCAGCCAGGUUUGAGAGCCAGUCAGGCUCAGGCUGAAUAAACCAGUGGCUUGGCUGGGGCGUAAAUCCGUGGACAGAAACAGGGCUGGAGGUGUCAGACAAGGGGCAGGUUGAGGCAUGAACCAGAUGCAGAAAACAGACUCGUUAUCCAGGAUUCAAUCAGUCCGACAGGGGGCAGGCCAGAGGGCAAAAUCCGUGAGGCUAGGCAAGGUCAUAGAAGGAGAUCAGGCUGGAAGGAACGCUGGAUAACUACUAACAAAAUGCUUUCGAAAAUCUGGCACCGUCUGCCUAUCAAAGGGCUGUAUAUAACUGCAGCUCCACAGGUGUGUGGCAUGAUGGUGAUUGCGCUGCAGCACAGCAGCAGACAGGUGAAGCAGAUGAGUUGAUUGCAUGGAUGAGAGCAGAGCAGAGCAGAGCAGGCAGAUGGGCCAGAAUCAUAACAAAUACAAUGGAAAAGACAAGGAAGCCAAUAUGGCGGUGAUCCUUCUAUGUCUAUGGGUAAAACUAUGCUGAAGGAAAGUUUGUUUUUUUAUUGCAAUCUAAUCAAAUGAGAAAUGUCUUCACUGAUGACAAUACAAUCAGAAUUUUGUAAAAAAAAAAAAAAACAUGAGGCUGUUGCACUCUGGUGUUCUAGACAUUACAUCGUUGCUCCAUGUGUUACGGUAUUGCAGAUUCUGUUUUAUUAAGAGCCUCUAAAGACUUGCUCUUUGUUAGAAGUGUGUUUUUAAAUGUGCAAAUUUGUUUUUAAAAACUGUGGAAAGGCCAGUUGCUUUUCAUUUUGGCACUGUCCAGAUUUUAAGGAUUCUGAAAUAUGCGCUUUACAGAUAAAAAAGGAUGCUGUUUGGCUCCUGUAAUGGUUUAGUUUUAAAUUUGGUUUACAGGACAAUCCUUUUGACAAGGUUUUCUAACCCAGGGGCAAAGAUGCUACAACUAGGUGGGUUUUUCUAACUGCAUACAUUUCCACCUGCAAAACAUGGUAAGUAGGUCAAGAACUACAAGUACUAGUCUUUGACCAUAUGUUUAAGACAAAAAUAUCAUAAAACAGUAUUAUAGCAGUUCAUGCAGAUGUCCUAAGAGAUGAACCAUACACAAUCACCUCACACUGGAAGUAGCUAUAGAAAGUUUGCUGCCAUAAAUAAACAGGUUUUUCCAUUAAGGCUACAACAAUGUAGAAUUUCCUGAAUGCCCAGUUUAUGCAUUUGUUUAAUGUUAGCUGAAUGUUGGGCUGUGAAGUUAAAGUAAUGCUGUAGUCAUGAUUUUCAUAGGUUUCUUGCAGUUUCAUCAAUGUUCUCGUUGGGAGAGGAAAACGCAGCGUUCAAGGAAUGUUUGAUAAAACUUCAGGGACCAUUUGCUGAAGAUUACAGCCAACCUUUUCUAAAGGUUGCAAACCGUUGCAGAACCUUCAUAGAACAUUCCUUAAAGCUUCCUGAUAGGUUACUAUUAGCUGGGUGUGUCAGACCUAGUGAGAAUGAAUACACUUUCAUGUUUAUUUGUGACAUGUUAUUUUUUAUUGUGGUUCAGAAUAAAGUAAUGGUGUUCAAGCAAAACAGGCCAAUUAAAAUUCAAAAAUGAUCAGUAUGUAAAAACAAAUGCUAUCUCCUGUUUACUUUCGUGUUAGCUAGUGGUUUAAUUUAGCUACAAUUACUUAUUUUUGGGUUACUUAACAAACUGAUCCAUGUUUAAAUUUAUUCACUAAUAAUUUUCUUAUUUAACUUAUUUUUAACACGAGUAUAGCUAAAAGAUUGCGUUGAAAUAGCUACAUUCUGUCUAUUUCUGAGCUUCAAGUUGGUUAAUGGUUUGGCUAGCAGUUGAGCUAACCGUACAUUGAGGGUAGCUAGCUGAUGCUGUGUUCCACUCAAAAAUCAACUGAAAUUUACCAAGAUACCACAAUCUGAUUUGGAAAGGUGGAGGUAUCCUAUACACCCUGAUCUCAAAAUUUAGUACAUAUGUAAAGAGUAAUAAACCGUCAACCAGUAGAAAUAAUGCUAUGGAGUUUGCUUGCUAAUAGUGGGUAGCUUGGUUUCUGAGCACAACGAUUAGCUGGUUUUCUAACUUCAAACUUUCGAGACAACUGGAAUGCAGCCCCAAUCCAACAAGACGGUUAGAUAAAGCUGCUGUAAAUGUUCUCUUCAGACAAACUGCUGGUUUUAUUUUUAUCUAAACAUUUUAAUUUCAUUUUCCAUCCAAACCACUCUUAGUAUUAACAGUCAGUCAGUGCUUCCCAUCAGUAACAGAUACUGUUUUCUUUGUCUUUUUGCUUCUAACACACAGAAACAUCAUUCUCUGAAUAUUUCUGUGUUUUAUUCUGUCUACAUUUGUAUUCCUAGUUUUAGGUUUCUGUCAUGUUUAUGUAAUACAGUGAUUAAAAACCAGCCACCCGUCUUUGUAGUUUUGACAUACGUUUGUUUUGACCAAGUGUCUAUUUUUGUUUGGUUUGUAAAUUAUGUGAAUAAAUGUUGGAUUUUUUUUUUACACUGAA
Messenger RNA from Girardinichthys multiradiatus, 9676 nucleotides. It is a transcript of the gene mboat2b, whose product is annotated as membrane bound O-acyltransferase domain containing 2b. Gene Ontology annotation, biological process: lipid modification. The transcript has 13 exons. The record is from RefSeq and is a predicted model, not a curated record. Lineage: Eukaryota; Metazoa; Chordata; Actinopteri; Cyprinodontiformes; Goodeidae. Gene Ontology annotation, cellular component: membrane. Bases 347 to 1870 code for a protein of 507 amino acids. Gene Ontology annotation, molecular function: acyltransferase activity.